CGGACAGGGGAGAACGGGUAACGUUAACCAUACGGACGGUACAAGGCGUCCAGUUGGAGCGCAGCCUUCCAUACAAAAUUCCUCUGCACGGGGUAUAGUCGACAGAAUAGCCUCGAAGCCACAAUCUGAGGCACGAUGCAUGCGCCGUCGCAGAGGCACAGGAAGCACCCGUGGGCUGCCCGGAACGGUGGCAUGACUAGCGGCCACCCACUGGAAGCGGCGAGCCCCCCGCCAUACGACGCCGUGGACAGGCACCUGAAGCUUCCUGUAACGCCCCCAGGCCCCCUUAUGUCCCCCUUCCGGUGGCCCAUCCAGCGGCCCUGCAGCGCCUCCACUCCCGCCACCAGGCCUCUGGGGCCCACCCGUUCGUCCAUUAGGAGCGCGACCUGUCGAAUGCCAAACCUUCCUUCGACAGACAUAAUAUAGCACGUCCACUUUUUCCCCCUUGCCCUCGACAUUCAACAUCGCCAUCGCUUCACGUCUCUCCUUCCCUCCCAAGUCCCGACCGCUCGGCCCUCGCAUAGCGUCUUUGCAUCCGUCCGUUCCUUUUCCUUCCAUUGCUACCCCCCCCUACUAUUCUGCCGCGUGUCGCGUCCCCGAAAGACGCUCGCGUGCCUUCACUUAACCCGAGCGGCGACGCGCGCCCCUUGCGAACCCCCGAGACCCCGACAGAUCGACCAUUCUGCGCCUCGGGGCCGUCGACGCCGCGUCCGCACUAUCGUUGCCGCCUCUUCCCACAUUGUCUCCCUCUCUUUCUGAUCAGCGGGUGGCCGAAGCGGAUCUCUUGCGAGCAACAGCGCCGAGCAAUCGCACCGCAACCCCCGCCGCCACCAACACCGCAUCACCAUCGUCACCAUGCGGUUCCGCACCAAACACUCACCUCUCCUCCUCCUGCUGCUGCCAUCGUUGGCCGCUGGUCUGGGGGCCAGAUCUGGUAGCACUACGGCAGAGCGGGAGGAUGCUUCCGUUGCGUCCCUGCUUGACUCGGACGAUGGCGCAAAACCUCGAUCACGUCUCUCCACCAAGGACGCCCCGUUCGAUGGCAAGGAUGGCAAGCCCCAUCUCGGCCCUUUCGUCGAGACGGAUGGCACCGCGACAGACUCCGACAAUAACGGCCUGCCGCCUCUCAAGGGGCGGCCCCACGACCCGACCGUCGUAGACGGCAAGAAGAUCCCCGAGUCCAACGACGGCGUAAUGUUCGACAAGAACCGGGAACGGCCACAAGGCUCAACAGGCAUUGAGGGUGGCGUGACGGAGAAGUCGGCUGCUCGCAAGGCUCAAGAGGGCAAGACGGGCGAGAGGACGUUUGCGCAGCCGGAGGCUCCCAAAGAGAAGCCCCCCAUGCCGCACAGCGAGGAGCAGAAGCUGGGCAAGGACAGCACCAAGGACAAGAGCAGGGACAAGACCAAAACCAAGUCGUCAUUAGACAAGGCGGAGGGCAGCACAGACUACACAGGCCUUGACAAGCCAGAAGACCUCCCAGGCAAGCACCGCGACAAGACGCCAUUGCCCGAUUCGGUCAAGGAAUCCCCCCUCGAGCCCAAAAAGAGUGCUCCGAUCCCAGUAGAAAAGGACAAGUCCACGCCGCUAGAGGACGAUGGCAUCAUUCAGCCGUUCCACUCUUUCAUCCUGUCCUUUACCAUGAUCCUGGUUUCCGAGGUCGGCGACAAGACAUUCCUGGUGGCGGCGCUCAUGGCCAUGAAGCACGACCGCAUGGUGGUCUUCUCGGCGGCUUUUGGAGCAUUGCUCGUCAUGACGGUCCUGUCUGCCGUUCUUGGGCACGCUGUGCCGACGUUGAUUCCCAAGCGGUUGACAAGCUUCCUCGCUGCCGGCCUCUUCCUGGUCUUUGGCGCCAAGCUCCUUCGCGAGGGCAUGAAGAUGGACCCGAACGAAGGCGUCUCGGCGGAGAUGCACGAGGUGGAGCAAGAGCUCGCCGAGAAGGAAAAGGAACUCGGGCGCAGCCGCCACGACAUGUCACCACACUCUUUGGAGAUGGGUCUCAAGGGGCGAAGCUCGAGGGCCAAGGGCCGCUUCCCGUCGCCGCCGCGGUCGCCAUCGCAGUCGCCCUCGCGCAGCCCGUCUCGCAGCCGCGGAUCCAUUCAGAACUUUGCACACGGGGUAAGCAACCUGUGCUCCUUACUCCUGAGCCCCGCGUGGGUGCAGACGUUUGCCAUGACGUUCCUGGGCGAGUGGGGGGACAGGAGCCAAAUCGCGACGAUUGCCAUGGCGGCGGGCCAGGAUUACUGGUGGGUGACACUGGGAGCAACCUGCGGCCAUGCCAUCUGCACGGGAGUGGCGGUGCUGGGCGGCCGCGCCAUCGCGGGCCGUGUCAGCCUGAAAGUUGUGACUGUGGGCGGCGCCGUUGCAUUCCUGCUCUUCGCGUUUAUCUACUUUAUCGAAGCCCUGCACGGGUAAUCGGGCUGGUGCCGGUGCUCCUCGCUCGCCAGCGUCGAGGUCGCUCAUUCUUUUUCACAUGGACAAGUUGGCGGGCUACUAUCUGUUGUAAUUGGCACACGCGCACGCGCACGCGCACGCGCACACACACGCACACGCACACACAACCACACGGUCGCUAUUUUCCUUGGUAUCCGCUGGGCAUGAAUGGGACGGAGAGGGGUCGGGUCAGGGCCCGGACGUCGGUCGGUCACUAUAUUGGAAAGCGGGCAGCGAGCGCAAGCAAGAGGGUACGCAUAUCUGUGACUGAGGCGAGUUUGCAUUUGCUUUGCUUUCUUUUGCGAGCGCGCCCAACUGGGGAUGGAGGCUGAGCUAUACGUCUGCAAAGACUGCGGCGGCCCGGCAUGGUGCACAUUACGGACACAACACGGGGAUAAUAAAAGGACGACGCCGAGGCCUGCGGAUAGAUGGAAGCAGGACCGGCGCAACUAUAGGGAACGGGUUGAUUUUACACUACUCGACUGAUUAUCUGAUGUGCUUUGUGCACUUGAAAUUCGACAGAGCCACGUUGACAUUUCCUCGGCCCGCAUCUUGCUCGCAGAGGCAGACUGCUCUGUUGUUGUCUCUUUUACGACCCUGUAUACUGACGGGUUGGCAGUUUAUGUGUCAGACUGACAAAAGUGUCAAGCUCAUCAGCCGAGACGAGAGGAAACGAGCUCGCUUGGCGUCACAUCGCUCGCAGGCCCAGACGUCCAUCCGCCCACCCACGCAGAGCCACACACACACGCGCCCCUGCGCCAUCUCGAACCGCGCACCCCCUCUUCCUUCCUUGCCGACGAUCCCAGGGGCCCACGGGGGAGUACGCUCGGCAAUCUCGCCGAACGACCAUAUCUCGACACAAGCGUGGAGGAUGAGGUACCUCUGCGUACUAACGAGGCAGUAUGUAUGUAUGUAUGUAGGUGUGUGUGUCUCGAUCAGCUGCCAACCGUUGGUCACGGAACGCAGCCUCCCCGGGGCAGCGGCGAUCAUGGCCUGAUUUUUACACUUCUUCGUUCUUCCUUUCGGCGCUUUUUUUCUUCCUUUCUUGGCUCGGGUCCCCCUCCCCGCAAAACCCGUCACACUGGUCGGGCCAAUGGGAUGGGAGGGGGAUGGGAGGAGGCUGGCCAUCACCGAUAGAUGGAUGGCUGGCUGGCUGGCGGGCGAACGGGCGAGUGGGCUGGUGAGCGAUAACCAGGGGACCAACCGGCAUACAGUCUAUGUAACAGCCAGAGGCGCGGCUCUGGAGGUGUCACAAGAAGCGCCGUGGUGCGGCAGGGCGAUGCAUAUAUCUUGUACAAGAUACGUGCGCGUGGAUAAUGCAUGUGAACAGCUGCCUAGCUAAACACGUACCUUGGAUAUGUUGCACAAGGCACACAGAAAAGUAGGUACGAGGUAGUAGGUACGAGGUAGUAGGUACUACAGAUGGACUGGCCAUGUCAGGUCAUCUUCUCCUUUCGCGUGGG
This is a messenger RNA of Purpureocillium takamizusanense, 3896 nucleotides long. RefSeq names its product GCR1-dependent translation factor 1 (gene GDT1). The coding region runs from base 856 to 2415 and encodes 519 amino acids. Gene Ontology annotation, molecular function: calcium ion transmembrane transporter activity; manganese ion transmembrane transporter activity. The transcript is spliced from 4 exons. Lineage: Eukaryota; Fungi; Ascomycota; Sordariomycetes; Hypocreales; Ophiocordycipitaceae. Gene Ontology annotation, cellular component: fungal-type vacuole membrane; Golgi apparatus. The record is from RefSeq and is a predicted model, not a curated record. Gene Ontology annotation, biological process: Golgi calcium ion homeostasis; calcium ion transmembrane transport; manganese ion transmembrane transport.